Messenger RNA from Strigops habroptila (Kakapo), 5822 nucleotides. RefSeq names its product DLG associated protein 4 (gene DLGAP4). Gene Ontology annotation, biological process: signaling. The record is from RefSeq and is a predicted model, not a curated record. The transcript is spliced from 14 exons. Bases 674 to 3700 code for a protein of 1008 amino acids. NCBI's taxonomy places the organism in Eukaryota, Metazoa, Chordata, Aves, Psittaciformes, Psittacidae. Gene Ontology annotation, cellular component: postsynaptic specialization; glutamatergic synapse. Gene Ontology annotation, molecular function: molecular adaptor activity.
CUCCUCUCCCUCCCUCCUCUCCGCACUGUACUCUCCGGGGGCUCUGGGUACCGCUGCAGCAUCACUAGCCACCUCCAUCCAGGAGGCUGGGAGCGCGGGGCGGAAGGGGAGGGCUGCGGGGGACAAGCUGAAUGAAUGGGCAUCGCCUCGGUGCUGCUGGAGCCUCCGCAUAGGGGCGAGGCGGCCGGACCGCGCCGCGGGCAGGGGGGCAGCGGCGGCCGGCCAGCGGCCGGGGCCGGGCCGGGCCGAGCCGAGCCGGGCCCCCCGCCGAGCCGCCGCCGGGGCGCUGCGAGGAGCGGGCGCUGCCCCGACGCGGGACCGCUCCGGCCCGGGCGCCGCCUCGUGCCGCCGCGGACCGAGCCCAAGGAGCCUGCUGAGCACGGCCACAGAGCUGCUGCCUGGCUCUGCGCACCCUGCAGCCAGCGCAUGGACCACCACCGGCCCCCAGCUCGCGAAUGACGGCAGCGGAGUCCCCGCGGAGAGCAGCGUCCGGACUGUCUUCAUGAGGGACAGCUCUGGAGGGACACAAGGUGCACAGGAUGCUGAACCUGGCCUAGACCCCAAGCCCAGCAAGCUGUGAGAGGUGCAGGGGAGUCUGCAGGAGAGCAGGGCCAGCUCCUGCAAGGGCUCCGCCACACCAACCCUGAGCGAUGGUCUAGGGAACACUGGGACCAUGAAGGGCUUAGGAGAUAACAGAAGCCGCCACCUCUCCGAUAACCUGGACUCCCCUCAAGACUCUCUUUAUGCCCCCCAGGACAGGAACCCUUAUCUCCUCAGCCCUACCGACUCCUUCACCAUGGACCCCCGAUUCCCAGCCCAAAAUACCCUCCACGGCGACUGUCUCCUUCCACUCAACAACCAGAUCUCCAACAGCAGCACAUUCCCGCGCAUCCAUUACAACUCCCACUUCGAGGUCCCAGACGACAACCCUUUUCCAAGCCAUGCCCAAGCCACUAAAAUCAACCGCCUGCCUGCAAACCUCCUUGACCAGUUUGAGAAGCAGCUGCCCAUCCACAGAGACGGCUUCAGCACCCUCCAGUUCCAGAGGAGCGAUGCAAAGCACCGGAGCGAGAGCCCUGGGCGCAUCCGGCACCUCGUCCACUCUGUCCAGAAGCUCUUCGCCAAGUCCCAGUCUCUGGAGGGCCCCACCAAAGGCAACGUGAACGGCAAGAAGGGGACGGAUGAUGCCAAGCAAAACCGGAGGAGCAAGAGCAAAGACCGGGCGAAGACCUCCGAGCCCAAGCGCAGGACCAGAUCCAACAUAUCAGGCUGGUGGAGCUCAGACGACAACUUAGACAGUGAUACCUGCAGCUACCGCAACCCAAUGGGCCUCAUGACACUGGGCCGGCAGCCGGACCACAGCCAGCCCAAGUACUUCAUGCACGCUUACAACACCAUCAGCGAGCACAUGCUGAAAUCCUCCAAGAGCAAUAACGACCUCAAGGUCACCCCAUGCACCAAUAUCCCCAUCAACAAUGACUCCAACUACAUUAAGAGGGGCUCCUGGUCCACGCUGACACUCAGCCAUGCCCGGGAAAUGUGCCAGAAGGCCUCCGCCACGAUCGACAAAGCCUUGCUGAAAUCCAAGUCCUGCCAUCAAGACUUGGCUUAUCACUACCUGCAGCCUGACGGAGGGCUGUGGGCGCAGCUGGGUGGCGUGAGCCCGGCCAGCAGCUGGGCAGCCCCACCGCUGGGCUGGGAGGACACGGGGGCCACCCCGCCGCAGCCGAGCGAGCCCCCGCGGAGCUGGGACCAGCCCCUCAGCCCUGGGCCGACCGACGCGGGCAGCGGCCAGGUGCCUCAGGGGGAGUGGAACAACACGCUGUCUCGGGACAAAGACAGCGAGAUCCCGUGCCGGCGCAUGCGGAGCGGGAGCUACAUCAAAGCCAUGGGGGAUGAUGAUAGUGAAGACUCAGAAACCAGCCCUAAACCAUCCCCGAAAACUGCAGCUCGGAGGCAGAGUUACCUCAAGGCCACCCAACAGUCCCUGAGUGAGCAGAGCACCACACAAAGGAGCCUGGAUCGCCUGGACUCUGUUGAGAUCCUCCUACCUCCGAAGUUCCCAACCUGGGAGGAAGAAUACAACCAGAUCUCUGACAGCAUCAACGAGUCCAGUUGCAUCAACCAGGCACCGGAGCCGGAGCUGGGGGAGCAGUACGAGGCAGUCUGCGACUCCACCUACAGCGAGGCCGAGUCGGCCGCCGCGGAGGUGCUGGACCUGCCUCUGCCCAGUUAUUUCCGCUCCCGGAGCCACAGCUACCUCCGAGCCAUCCAGGCGGGCUGCUCCCAGGAAGAGGACACGGGCUCCGUCCGCUCCAUCUCCCCCCCACCGACGGGCAGCCUCAGCGGCAGCAGGACCCUGCCCACCAACAGCAGUUCAUCAUGCCUAGUGGCAUAUAAAAAGACUCCACCUCCUGUCCCACCGCGGACCACAUCAAAGCCGUUCAUCUCUGUCACUGUGCAGAGCAGCACUGAAUCGGCGCAGGACACCUACCUGGACAGCCAGGACCACAAGAGCGAGGUGACCAGCCAGUCGGGACUCAGCAAUUCCUCAGACAGCUUGGACAGCACCAGGACACCCAGCGUGACGAGGGGGAGCGUUGUGGCUCCAGCAAGAGACACUCCGGAGUUACCUCAGAAAAAUGCAACUUUGAAAAGUGACAAAGGGACUCUGACCAGCGAAGAGCCUAAAGUGGAGAAUAUCCCCAAAAGAAAGCUGUCGUCUAUAGGAAUACAAGUUGACUGCCUUCAGCCAGUGGCAAAAGAGGAGCCUCCUCCACCAGCCACCAAAUUCCAGUCCAUCGGGGUACAGGUAGAGGACGAGUGGCGAAACAGCCACUCUCGCAGCAUGUCCACCAAACAGGACACAGACUCUGACACACAGGAACCUAAUAACUCUAGCUGUAAAUCAUCUGAGAGAAGCCUCGCUGAGUGCCCCCAACACAACAACUCCGUUGGUGGUGAUGCCACUACCAGGCAACCAGCCAAGCCCUCACAGAUUAAGAGAAACCUCUCCUAUGGAGAAAACAAUGACCCAGCCCUGGAGCCUUCCUCUCUCCCUCCUCCUGACCCCUGGCUCGAGACGUCCUCCACCUCGCCAUCAGAACCCACACAGCCAGGAGCCUGCCGGCGGGAUGGAUACUGGUUUCUGAAGCUGCUGCAGGCGGAAACAGAGCGGUUAGAAGGCUGGUGCCGCCAGAUGGACCAGGAGACCAAAGAGAACAAUCUCUCUGAAGAAGUCUUAGGAAAAGUCCUGAGUGCAGUGGGCAGUGCACAGUUACUAAUGUCACAGAAAUUCCAGCAAUUCCACGGCCUCUGUGAACAAAACUUGAAUCCUAAUGCCAAUCCCAGACCCACAGCCCAGGACCUAGCUGGGUUUUGGGAUCUCCUCCAGUUGUCCAUUGAAGACAUCAGCAUGAAGUUUGAUGAGCUGUACCACCUGAAAGCAAAUAGCUGGCAAUUGGCAGAGACACCGGAGAGAAAGGAAGAGAAGAAACCACCCCCUCCAGUGCCAAAGAAGCCAGCCAAGUCCAAAUCCCAGCUGAACCGGGACAAAGCCUCUGAUUCAGACAAGCAGCGCCAGGAAGCUCGCAAGCGUCUCAUGGCAGCCAAGCGAGCGGCCUCUGUGCGGCAGAACUCGGCCACGGAGAGCGCAGACAGCAUCGAGAUCUACGUCCCCGAGGCCCAGACCCGCCUUUGAGCCGAGGGGGCAGAGGAAGGAACCGCGUGGUUUUUAUAAGUCAUUAAAAAGGCAACAAAAAAAAAACAAAACACAAAAGGUUCUCUUAAACUAGUGUGAUUUCUUGAGUCUAGAGACAACGAGCCAUCCUUGCAAAGGGCUCCCGAGUUGGCGCUUUUUUUUUUUCUCUCAGCUUUAAGUAAUGAAGAUUUUAAAAAAAAAAAAAAAAACAAACAAAACAAAACAAACAAAACAACAAAAAAAGAGAAAAUCCCCCUCGUUUUCUCCCUGGCUGUGGUGUUGCUGAACGGGACUGAACAGACUCCUGGAAACUCCAACCCCUCGACUUGGACCUUCAGUCUUUUUACUCGUUCUAUCUCAUGAGAAUUAUUAGCUUGUUUACAAGAAGAGGACAAGAAAACAUGAAGCCUUGAGCACUUGCCAUGCUGUGUUCUUCCUCCUCCUCGGUUCUGUUCUUCCUUCUCAUCCUUUUCUUUUUACCUCCUCCUGCUUCCUUUCUCCCACCCCUUUGCAUGGCUUUGUUUAACCGUGUUAGAAACAACCUCUCUUCCACCGAGCUCCCGAAGAGAACACCCAUUCAGUGUGUACUACUGUUGCACUCUGCUAGCAAGCAGCCUUUUUUUGGGGGGGUGGGGGGUUUGUUUUCCUUUUGAUGGGGGAUAUUGGGGUGGGGGGAGGCUGGGUGGGCAGGGACAGGGCAGUGGGGUUUGUAUUCCUCUGUUUUAUUGAAGUUGAGAGGAUGACAGGGUCUGUGGAAUGUAAUGCAGAGUUGUUGAAAUGCAGCCCAGAAGCAAAUGUGCAAUAAGCUAGCGAAGGGGGGGGGGGGGGACACAGUGCUUGGCUGGCUGAUGGGAGACAGCACUACCCUUAACUCCAGGCACAAGAGGGGAGCUGAAGGAGCACAGAGCAACUCCAGGCACGAUCCACACAUGCUUCACUUUGAUUUUUCUCCUCUUUUUAUUUUUUUGCAAGAUUAUUUUCCUUGAAUUGCUUGUUGAGAAAGAAGCUGCUACACGGGGGUGGGGGGGGGGAACCUCUUUUACAGGGGGAGGGCUGGGAGAGUGUGAUGGUAUUUCAGGGUGGGAGGACUGGGUUUGUACAGAGGAAGGCACAGGUAGCUGGUGGUAGGCUGCCUGCCUGUAUGUAUGUGUACAUAUGCACAUAUACACUUAGUAGUACCUGUACAUUUAAUUCAUACACACGUAUACAUGCCCAUACACACAGUGCAGACGGUGUGCUUAAAAGCACCUUGGUGAGAAUGGGCAUAUGUAUAGCAUAUAUUUUUACAUGUACUAUAUCUAGAUGUGUGUAAAAGUGUGUGUAAAAAUAUAUACCCUGUGUGUAAUCAGAUGACUAUUUUUUCCUUAUCUCCCUGCUCUCUGGGUAGAGGAAGGAUUGCUAAAUAUUUUUUAGCCCGUUUUUCCCCUUUGUAGGUCUCCUUUUCAGCCUGGCUUCUUGAAGCCACAUCUGCCACCACCAAAUUCUUUGCCACCCCCUCCCAAAAAUAGAGCAUUUUGCCUCAUUCAGAGUGAUCCUGUUGGGAUUUGGAGGUUUUUUUUCCUUCACUUGCUUGAAUGAGUUGGAAGAUUGUGUGUUACUUUCAUGGGGGUAGAAGCCCAGAGCUGGAUUCUGAAUCCCAACAAGGGUGUUGGUGAGCCAGAAGGCAAAAGAUAAAGUGAAAUCCUGAAUGAUGUCUGAGUUACCAUUAUAUGCUGUAAAGUGUUGUCCAUGCACGGGUGCUCUUAGAGAUUUCUGCCCACCUACGGUAUACUCUCAACUGUGAAACUGGGUAUAAUGUAACUCAAAUCCAGCGUUGGUUUUGAUGGUUGUGGGUAAAGAUACGGACUUGUUGGGUUGCACUGUUGUAAAGAUGCUGUUUUAGAGCUCUCUAGCAUUGAAACGGGGGGACACGAGGGGACGGGUGGUUGGUUUGUUUGUUCUUAUUUACUCCUCCAACCGUGUCUGAGGCUGCUGUGGGGGGAGCUGGCCUGGAAGGCUGGUUUUUCUGGGGCUCAUUUUGUUUCCUGCCACCUCGGAGGAGGAGAACUCGCAGCAGCAAGGGCAGCUGGCUGACUUACCAUACAAACCACAAUAAAUAAACAGAUGCAGUCUGACUUUACAG